AUGACUUCUGGAGACAAUCCUCGGUUACCAUUAACAUCUGGCACUUCAUCUAUUGUCAAAUACACUGAAAUGCGCAAUCCAACUGAAACACCUUCUACAACGAUUACUAUGGCGUCAAUACCAAGUCCACCAUCAUUUUCUAGUGCAGCUAGUUCUAAUCAGCCAAAAGCAAACAGUAAUUUCGGAGCUGAUACUUAUGAACUUAGCCGAGUAACAAUACAACAACGGCACGCUAUGAAAAAAGCUUUAAUGAGUAAUGUUGGCUGUCGUUUAGCUAAACGAAAAGAACUACACAUACAACGUCGAUUAAUUGCGGAUAUCAUGUGUAUUUUUGGCAUGUUUGGUAUUAUUUUAAUGAUCAUUGAAAAUGAAUUAACAUUUAAUGGUGUUGAUCAUAAAGAUACAACAAUCAGCUUAUUUAUAAAGGCAACAAUAACAUUUACAACAAUACUUCUGGUUGGUCUUGUUUUUUAUUAUCAUCGAAUUGGUUUGAGUCUUCAUUGUGUUGAUAAUUCCAUUGAUGAUUGGCGUAUUGUGUUAACUCGUACAAAAAUACUUUCGAUACUAUUCGAAGCAUUCAUUUGUAUGGUACAUCCAAUACCAGGCCAUUUUCUAGUUGAAUGGAGUUCACAAUAUGUUAAAACAAUUGGAAGAAAUGACGGCUAUAUAAAUCCAUAUCGAGCAGCUCCUAAUUCAUUAUCUACACCGGCAUCAUUAAGCACAACAACAAUAUCAACAACAACAACAACAACAACAAAAAUGACACUGCAAAAUGCCAAAGAACAUUCACUAGCUUAUGUGCCGGUUGAUGUUAUGCUUAGUCUACCAAUGUUUUUUCGAUUGUAUCUGGUUUGUCGUCUUAUAAUGCUUCGUUCUCAUUUGGUUCGUGAUGCUUCAUCGCAAUCACUUGGUUAUCUUAAUCGAGUUUCAUUUAAUUUUCCAUUUAUUAUCAAAUCAUAUAUGCAAAGGCGACCAACAAUUAUUUUAACAUCAUUUUGUAUUACUAUUUUUUUUAUUGCAACUUGGACUCUGCGUGCGUGUGAUUACAAUGUUAGCACAGGGCACAUGUCUAUGCUUGAUGCUACAUGGUUGUUUAUUAUUACAUUUACAACAAUUGGUUAUGGAGAUAUUGUACCAUCAACAUAUUGCGGACGAGGUAUUGCUGCUAUAACAGGUAUCAUUGGUGUAUUCGCAACGGCUCUUCUUGUGGCAGUCAUUUCACAAAAACUUGAAUUAACUCGAUCAGAAAGAUAUGUGCAUAAUUUUGUGGCAACUAUUGAAUUAGCUAAAGCACAUAAAGAUCAAGCUGCUAAUGUUCUUAAAUAUGGCUGGAAAGUUUGGUAUUUACGACGAAAGGGAAAAUCGAAUUGUAUUCAAUAUAUUCAAACACAACGAAAACUAUUAACAUCGAUACAUUUGGCUCGAGAUAUUAAACAGCGACAGCGUAAACUAGCUGAUAAUUAUGUUAGUUUAUUGGAAUUAUUUACAGUACAACGUAGUACUAGUGCAGUAACUGAUGAAACAUCUCAACGAGUUAUUGUUAUGGAACAAAAAAUCGAUAAAGUGGAAGACAAACUCGUUGAAAUAAACCAAGGAAUGCUAAAUUUAGAAGAUAAACUUAAUAUUCUAUUGGAUAGAAUAACGAAAAAAUAA
Rotaria socialis is the source of this 1653-nucleotide messenger RNA. NCBI's taxonomy places the organism in Eukaryota, Metazoa, Rotifera, Eurotatoria, Philodinida, Philodinidae. The record is from the annotation of a GenBank genome assembly.